Molecule: messenger RNA, 1877 nt
Organism: Prunus avium (sweet cherry)
Lineage: Eukaryota; Viridiplantae; Streptophyta; Magnoliopsida; Rosales; Rosaceae
Molecular function (GO): lipid binding
Source: RefSeq, a predicted model, not a curated record
AUAAAAAAGAGUUCUUAUCCCCAAAACUCACAUGGCCUUUAACCUCAAUCUCAGACGCCCACUCUCUGUUUCACUCGUGUGCCUCACCUGCCAAAAAAAUCUGCAUACCAGACAAUCCACGCUCCAAAAAGUUAACGUACGAAACACAACUCACACCCAGCCCAACCUCCAUCAACGGUCCUGACGUUGCCACGUCCUAUCACCGUACAACCGCCUGAAACUCUCGCUGUUUCUCUCUCUAGAAUUUUUCUACCUUUCUCCUCUUCUUCCUAAUUCUAUUGGAUCGAAGGGAUCGGUCAUCGAACGCCGAUGUAGGUCCGUUUUCUUGAGCUCUCAUUUUCUCGGGAAAACACUUUCUCGGAAAAACUCGGUUCAAAGAAAAUGGAGGCGAUGAUCUACGAUCUGGUGGAGUAUGUGGUUGAGUUCUUCACAAAACCCUCGAUAACCGAAACAUUUGUCGACAUUUUGCUCUGCGCAGUCCCGAUAUGGUUGGCCGUCAUGAUAGGCUUGGUGAUCGGGUGGUCAUGGAGGCCCAGGUGGACGGGCCUCCUCUUCCUUGGGCUUCGGAGCAAGGUCCGGUUCCUCUGGACCGCGCCGCCGGGCUUCGGCGCUCGCCGGCUCUGGCUCGCUUUCACGGCGCUCUCCGCUUUCUCCAUUUGCCGUACGAUUUGGUCCAAUUUCAAGAGUAAAGGCAAACUUGCCCCGUCUUCGGCUUCCCUAGCCCCGCCGAAGCUUUCACCCGACGGCACCGACAUUGUUGGAUCCAUCACUAGAGGUGCCAAGAGAGUCCAGGAUGUUGUCACAGAAACUGAUUUGGAGCACCUAGUGAAUUUAAUUGGAGGGAGAGAUGGAGAGAUGGAAUGGCAAAGUUUGAUGGAGAGGUCUACCCCGAGCAUGGCUUACAAAGCAUGGCGUCAUGAUCCUGAGACAGGCCCCACUGUAUACUGUAGUAGAACUGUCUUUGAGGAUGCAACUCACGAGUUGGUCAGAGAUUUCUUCUGGGAUGAUGAGUUUCGACCUAAAUGGGAUCCAAUGCUUACAUAUUGUAAGAUAUUGGAGGAAUGCCCUCAGACUGGAACUACGAUUGUUCACUGGAUUAAAAAGUUCCCUUUUUUCUGCAGUGAUCGGGAAUAUUUAAUUGGUCGAAGAAUAUGGGAGGCUGGAAAAACUUAUUAUUGUGUGACAAAGGGUGUUCCAUAUCCAGGUUUGCCUAAGCGUGACAAGCCCAGACGUGUGGAACAUUAUUUCUCUAGUUGGAUUAUCAAGGCUGUCGAGUCUCGGAAGGGGGAUGGACAGUUAUCUGCAUGUGAGGUUACCCUCGUACACUACGAAGACAUGGGGAUCCCAAAAGAUGUGGCAAAGUUGGGUGUCCGUCAUGGGAUGUGGUGCACUGUCAAGAAAUUACACUCUGGUAUGAGAGCAUACCAGAAUGCGAGGAAAUCAGAGGCAUCUCCAUCUAAAUGUGCCCUGAUGGCUAGAAUCACCACGAAGGUGUCCUCUGAUGGAAGCAUGAAUUAUUUGGAGCCAGCAUCUGGUGAAGAAGAAAAAGGUCAAACCCUAAAAAAUACAAGACAAAAUGGCAAUGGGAUUGAUUGGAAAUGGAUAGUUAUAGGUGGAACUGUGGCACUGGUUUGCGGACUUCACACAGGCGCGAUUGGGAAAGGAUUGUUACUUGGAGCUGGGCAGAGAUUUGCCCGAAGGAGAUGAUAGUACCGUGCGAAGAGCGUUGUUCUAGUCAAUUUCAGACAUAAGCUGUCUUAUCUUUCUAUCUGCUUUCAUAUUCUUGGAUUCUAUUUCCACAUCGACACAUAAAUUGUUACAAAUUAAGAUAAGUUAUAUGGGUAAAGGUUUGUAUUGGCUUCAAACCUUCAACAUAA